UCAAAUUAUAAUAACACUUCAAUAUUUCGUCGCUUGCAUUUUGUAAAAUUCAGUUCUUAAUUUAUGUGAUCCGUGAUGUUGUUUGUCAAUUAUUGAUCAUUGUCCGAUUUACAAACAAACAUGGAUUUUAUUGACGAUUUCAUAGAAGAGUACAAGAAUAAUCCGUGCUUGUGGAAAGCCGAUUCAACAGACUUUAGAAAUCGAACAAAACGACAAGAAGCGUAUAUCAAAUUAAUUGCUGUGGCGACUAAACAUGGAGAGCUAUAUAAUGUUGAAAGGACUAAACAAAAAAUUAACAAUCUUCGGUGUGCAUUUCGUCACCAGCUUCGAAAGUAUAACGAAGUUAAAAAAAAGGGGGAAAAAUAUGAACCGUAUUGUCCAAAGCGAAGAUAUUUUGAGUCACUUAUGUUUCUAAAAGAUGAGGAAAUCCCAGAAAAGAAGUUAAAACGGGAUGAAUCCCAUGCCCUACCCUUAAAACAUAAUAUAGAUACUACAGUUGUGCAGCCUGAAGCGUGCGAUGAGUAUUCUGAUGCUGAGAGCUUGUCCAAACAAUCUAAGAACGAAAACAAAUUGUCGCCCAGCAACAGCAACAGCGCAAAUGAUUUCUGUGCCAAUAUAUUUGAUGAAGCAGAAGUUGAUCCAAUUGUCAGUAUCCAAAACGUCAAUUCCAACAACCAGGCAUCAAUUAAGGAAGUUGAGGUAAUACUGCCACCCGAAAACCAUAAUAUGUCGGAAAGAAGGAAAUCGUUUAAUACUUCCAUAACCAACACUUCAAACGACAAAAUAAACUCAACCGUACACGCAGCAGAGUCAAAUCGCGAUAAACGCGUGAUCACGCGCCAUAAAUACAUCAAAAACAGCAGAAAACGAUCAUCAUCCGUGUCAUCGCAGGUUUCGUGCGACAAUGAGAUGCAGUCGGGAAAAUGCAGGGCAGACAUUUCCAACAUAGAUCUUGACCGGCUGCUUUCGCUAGCCCUCAAAAAUUCAGAUAAUCAGCUGGAUGAUCAUUUCACAAACUUUGGAAAGAUAAUUGCUCAUAAGUUGCGAUCAAUGGAAAAUGCCCAAGCUAUAUAUGCCGAAAAGAUUAUUGCCGAUGUCCUCUAUCAGGGCCAGAUGAAACUGUUAUCUGCAUUAAGUAUAACCCAAUUCCUUGGUGUAGAUAAUACAACUGUUUACGUUGAAAGUCCUCCAAAAUAAUUUUACCCAAAACUAAUGUUAUAACAAUAAUACUAUGAAAUUAUAUGCUUACAUUUCGGCUACCAAAAC
Drosophila novamexicana is the source of this 1266-nucleotide messenger RNA. RefSeq lists its product as uncharacterized. The transcript has a single exon. The coding region runs from base 121 to 1197 and encodes 358 amino acids. NCBI's taxonomy places the organism in Eukaryota, Metazoa, Arthropoda, Insecta, Diptera, Drosophilidae. The record is from RefSeq and is a predicted model, not a curated record.